This is a messenger RNA of Perca fluviatilis (European perch), 5326 nucleotides long. RefSeq names its product phosphatidylinositol-4-phosphate 5-kinase, type I, gamma a (gene pip5k1ca). Gene Ontology annotation, biological process: phosphatidylinositol metabolic process. Lineage: Eukaryota; Metazoa; Chordata; Actinopteri; Perciformes; Percidae. The record is from RefSeq and is a predicted model, not a curated record. Bases 351 to 2615 code for a protein of 754 amino acids. Gene Ontology annotation, molecular function: phosphatidylinositol kinase activity. The transcript is spliced from 19 exons.
CACCAGUUCAAGCUGACCUCUGCAUGUGAUAAAGAGCCUCCGGGAGGACACGCUGAGCUCCUGGCUGCAGAUCCCUCGGCCUCCUGCAGAGGGAGACACACUGUCCAGCACAAAAACCAGGCAGCAGCAGCAAGUGCGGUGCAACCGACCUGAGAGGAGCGGACGCUGUUCCGCCGUCGUGAGGAAACACCGCACAGAUGAAGGGACCCUCGCGGAUAACUAUCACAUAUUCCUCCGUUUGAUUAUUGCUACACAUCAAAAAACGCAUUGUCCUUCCUCUCACCGGGAUCGCGCCGUCGCUCUGAAUCUUUCGUACGGAGGGCUUUCCUGUUUUUCCUCCGGGAGGCUGAAUGGAAGCAGCAGCCGAGGGAGCGGUCGGGCUGUCCGAGGCCAGGGACGGGAGCCCUCUGUCCGGGGCCACAGCAUCCGAUGAUGGGGACACCGUCGUUGGUGUUAGCUACGGGAUGGACGCCACAGACAUGGAUGCUGCCGCUAGGAAAGCCUUCAUCACAGAGAUGCCCUCAUCCUCAGGCCAGCCUGGUCAGGGAAAGAAGAUUGGCCACAGAGGGGUGGAUGCAUCAGGGGAAACUACCUACAAGAAGACCACAUCCUCAGCCUUGAAAGGUGCCAUCCAGCUGGGCAUCGGUUACACAGUGGGCAACCUGAGCUCCAAGCCUGAGAGAGAUGUGUUGAUGCAGGACUUCUACGUGGUGGAGAGCAUCUUUUUCCCCAGUGAAGGCAGCAACCUCACUCCAGCCCACCAUUUCCCGGACUUCCGCUUUAAAACAUACGCUCCCGUGGCCUUCCGCUACUUCAGAGAACUGUUUGGCAUCAGGCCAGAUGACUACCUGUACUCCCUCUGUAAUGAGCCUCUGAUUGAGCUGUCCAAUCCUGGAGCGAGUGGCUCGGUCUUCUAUCUCACGAGGGACGACGAGUUCAUCAUCAAGACUGUGAUGCACAAGGAGGCGGAAUUCUUACAGAAACUACUGCCUGGAUACUACAUGAACUUGAAUCAGAACCCUCGCACUUUGCUGCCCAAGUUUUUCGGCCUCUACUGUGUCCAGUCGGGCGGUAAGAAUAUCCGCGUGGUGGUGAUGAACAACGUCCUUCCCCGCGUAGUUCGCAUGCACCUCAAAUACGACCUGAAGGGCUCCACCUACAAGAGGCGAGCAUCCAAGAAGGAAAGAGAGAAGGCCAGGCCCACUUUCAAAGACCUGGACUUCAUGCAAGACCUGCAGGACGGACUGAUGCUGGACCAGGACACAUACAACGCGCUGGUCAAGACCCUACAGAGAGACUGCCUGGUGCUGGAAAGCUUUAAGAUUAUGGACUACAGUCUGCUGCUCGGGGUUCACAACAUGGACCAGGCAGAGAGGGAGAGGCAGAUGGAAGGCUCCCAGGGCGAAAGCGAUGAGAAGAGGCCCGUGGCCCAGCAGAAGGCCCUGUACUCCACCGCCAUGGAGUCCAUCCAGGGAGGAGCGGCCUGCGGAGGGUCCAUCGACACUGACGACACGAUGGGCGGUAUCCCAGCUGUGAAUGGAAGAGGGGAGAGACUUCUUCUCUACGUCGGAAUCAUUGACAUCCUGCAAUCCUACAGGCUAAUCAAGAAGCUGGAGCACACAUGGAAGGCUUUGGUUCAUGACGGGGACACUGUAUCAGUCCACCGGCCAGGCUUCUACGCCGACAGGUUCUUCAAGUUCAUGAGCAGCACAGUUUUCAAGAAGAGCUCCUCUCUGAAGUCAUCGCCAUCCAAGAAGGGCCGUGUGUCGUUGUCAGUGCCUAAGUGUGCUGGUCCUGGUGCAGCCUGGUCAGCCAGCCAGCUCCCCUCGGAGCGAGACGAAAACAUCUACGACCUGAGAGGAGCUCGCAGCUUCCCGACGCUGGAGGAUGAGGGGCGACCAGAUCUUCUUUCAUGUACUCCUCCAUCGUUUGAAGAGGCCACCACAGCAUCAAUUGCCACCACCCUCUCCUCCACCACCUCUCUGUCCAUCCCCGAGAGAUCCCCCUCUGACACUGCCGAGAACCCCCGCUACAGGAGGCACACCCAGUCUCUCACCCAUGACGGAAGGACCCAGGAGGAGCUGCGGGUGCGUGAGGAUGAUCAGCAGACCAUCACAGUGGAGGUGGAGUUGAAGAGACGCGACAGCGAGCCCACCCUUUCCGUUCCACAGCCUUCCCCUGAAACCAGUGAGGUCGAGGAAGGAGCUGGCACAGAGGCUGCCGACGCCGCUGCAGCAGCACCCUCCAGCUCUUCACCAGCACCUGAAGCGGCCUCCUCCUCCUCCUUGUCUGCCCCAGCUGCUCCCUCUUGUUCAGGGGCAGCCAUUGAAGCCCCGUCCAGUCCCAAGGUAGUGAUGGAGGCAGACAGGGCCAGCCAGAUGUCCGGUUCAGGGUGCACCAGCCAGGCUUCAGUCGAUGAUGAAGAUGAUGUGCCAAUCACAGAUAUCUACUUUUUUCCUGAUGGGAGGACCUGGGUGGUCUCUCCUUUCCGACAGAGGAGAAAAUGCCAGUCCAGUUUACCACCUCAAGACGACAGGACCUGGGUGUACUCUCCGCUACACUAUGGCUCAGAGUCUAAGGCCCUGCCAGAUGGGGAUUGGGAAAGAGAGACAUAAGCCCUGUUCUCUGGCAGAGAGGAGCGAACGUCUCAUUGGAGAGGACUCAUCGGUCUGAAGUCCAGACCUCAGCGGUAGCAGCAGGAUCUCUGUCUGAACCAGGAUUUUAAACAUGCAUACAGAAACCGAACACUCUGAGGGGGAAAGUGACUUGCGUAACCAGAGAGGUGGGGGGGGGGAUCCUGACAGUGAUGAACAUCACUGAUUUCCAACCAUCCCUGCCUUUCACCCUUGACAAAUGACAAAUUAUAUCAAUUUAAUAAUAAUGUGUAUGUGUGACAUACAGUAGUGCGUAUACGGCUGUAGUCCUAUAUGUUUGACAUACAAGAAAGACCAUAGUAACUUACUGUGCCUAUGAGAAGUAUUCACCCCACUUGGAAGUUUUCAUGGCCACAUUAAAUCCCCUUCGAUUCAAUGUUAUAAAACAAUAAAACAUGAUAACUUCCAAGCGGGGUGAAUACUUUUUUAUAGGUACAGAUACAGGAUGUUCUAGUUCACACAGGCACAGCACUCUGACAGGCUCUACAGGCUUGGCCACUCACUGCCCCUCACCUGGAAAGCAGCUUAAACAACUGAAAGACAGUUCAACUACACAAAAAGAUAGAUUAUCACUUUCACCUUUGGGUCAAGAUUGGCCUCGACUCUCGCAAUGCCGCUGCUCGUCCUGCUCAGGUCUCCUUGCUGCCUGUGACGUCCAUCUGAGCGUAUAGGACAUGCUGCCACAUAUAGACUGCAGUGUGCUGAGUGCGGAGUGAGUGUUGGGUCCUGUGGUGUCAGAGGGCUCUGCUUGUGCUCAUAGAACUGGAGUUGCACCGAUAACCAUCGUUUGGUAAAAAAAAGGACAUCUGGACUCUGUCGUCCUUACAUUUCCAGUAGUGAAUAUAUGCAGUUUAGUUUAUGGAGGAAAGGGUUUAAGUGCAUCAUUUCCUUUAGUGAAUAUAUGCAGUGAUCAUAAGUUGUUUCAUUCGUAGCAUUAUAAUUUCUUCUUUUACUGCUGGUCGCUUCUAUUUAUUUGUCCAUUUGUAUUUUAUUCCAAACUUUACUGUUUUCUGUUACUUUUGUACUUCUUUUUUUUUUUUAUUUGCAUCCAAAGAAUGUUCUCUUUUUGUUUUUCUAUAAUUCCAUCUCUGCAGCUUUUUAUUUUCCCUGUUGUUUUUUUUACAUCACGUGUUUGUCGUGUAAACUCUAAACUACUUUUUUCACUACUUCUCUUGUGUGGAAACGGCUGAGGCUUAUGACUCCUGCCUUCAUAACCGAAGGCAUCAGUCACAACACUAAGGCAGCAGACAUUGUCAGUCAUUAUAGUAACCUUCACAUCAUUGCAAUGUCUUCCAGUGUUGCCCUAUUUUUGGACAGAUGCACACAAAUCAUUUGUAACAAUAUAAAUUCAUAUUUUAUUUUAGGUGGAAAAAUAAUAAGCAUAUCAGUGAAAGUUGCUAUAUCUGGUCGCCCUCACCUCCAUAAUAAGAAAUCCAUUGACUGGAUAUUUCAAAUGUUUGUAGAUGUAGAGCAUCAGUUGUAGUAUUUGCAGUUGAUAUCGUACCUGUUAUCUGUAUAUUUGAAUGAACACACAGUGUUGACUUGGUGAGACACAGCAGUUUGUUAAUGGGUUGAAUGUUGUUUGCACUUAUCAAGAGGACCUGAAAAUGAACUAGUGAUAGAGGCCAAAUAAACAUACAUUACUUUGUUUCUGCUCACACGGGCUGAUAUUUAGGCAGCAUUUCUUUUAUGAUUAUUAAGUGAGCGUGUGUGCUGGUGAAGUCAAUCACAGUCAUUGUAAGUGUUUACUGUAGUCUCUCUGUGGCUGACAUCUUAGGACUCUCAAGUAAGACAUGUUAAAGUUCAACAAACUGAUUUUUUAAAAUCUAACUUCAGAAACUGUGUCUUCAGUUGGUUGGUACGUUUCUGAGCGUGUUAGUGUGUACCGGAGGAAACAUCAGUGUCAGACAUUGUAAAAUAGAAAUCAGUUUGUUCCCAUGACGUGCAGUGGCCAGUUGUAAUCAGUUUGCUGUCAUUCAUCAGAUGGAGACCAUAGCAGCAAUAUUUUGUACAGUCUAGCUUUUAAGUUCAUUUGUAUUGCCUUAUUGAGAAAUGUUACAUGUAGGCCUAUCGUUUAUAUAUUUUUUUUCACUUGUGCUGUUGUAUUUAUUUUUCUUUCUCAUAGUUGUGCUCCUGAGAAUGUGUACAUACAAUUAUAAAUACAUAUAUAAAGAUAUACAGAUAUAUUUUCCAUUUGAAUCGGAGAAUAUUAUUUUUAUUUGGUUUUAUUUUUGCUGCUGGGCAAGAAAUGAUUGCAAUCUACAUAAUUUACUGUACCAUUGUCUUCAGCGUGUUUAUUGAGAUGCAGCUGCUGUAUAUUUAUGGUCUAUAAACCACAGCUGUUUCUUUAUAAGAUAUCCAACAUUGAAAGAUUUGUGGGUUUUACUGUACAUGCAAAUCAAUAGGGAUUCUUCCAACUGUUUGAUCUGUGUUGUGUAUGUGUUUUCAAAUCGCUGUGUGCCCUCAUCCAAUAGGGAGAGUCCUUGACAGAGACAUAGCAUGAUUUCAAAAUGAAUAUGCAUAUCAGAAAUGUGUAUUUAUGUAUAUCUGUGUAUAUUCAUCUAUUUAUACAUGAGGAUAAAUAGAUGGCUGUAUGUGCGUGUGUGUUUGGACUCAUUCAGAAUGAAUACAAAAUAAAGCAGUUCUAUGAAUUGUUCAUGGAGAUGAUGUCA